AUGGGCAUAAAGAACGAGAAGUAUUGCCUGCUGAGCGCACAGACAGGGAACUCUGGACCCUGGAACAAGCUGAACUGCCCUGGCGCCAUCGCCCCGGGCAAUGUUUGCCUUCAGAUCUCCCUGCUGACCUCCGCCACCCAGGCAGAUGAGGCGCUCGGCAUCGGCAUCCCCAUCUGCUCCAUUCUGAUUCAGGCCUUCUUCAUCAGGAACAAGAAGGAUAUGGUCAACAUCCAGCUGAAGAUCUUGCAAAUGAAGAAGGACGAGGCGGAGAAGAAGCGGCUCGAAGCGGAAGCGGAGCUGAACCGCCUGCAGGGCAACGAGGCGACGCAGAAGUCGGAGGUGGAUUCACUGCAACAAAGCCUCCAAGAAGAGGCGAGCAAGAAUGAUGACCAGUUCGUCAAGGAUCAGGAGGAGCAGCGCGAAAAGGUCUUGAAUGAGGCCGAACAGGUCUUCGGCAUGCUGAACGAGCGCGCCAAGAAAGCCAGCACCGAGGCGGAGGAGCAGGUGAAGAAGUGGGAGGCCGGCGAGGGCGGCGAGCUGCUGCAAGCGCUGAGCAAGGGGGAGGGGGCGACGAAGUUGCACGAGAUGCUCGGUCAGGUGGACGUUCAAGGGAUGGCCUCCGACUACGCGCAGCAGGCGCAGCAGGCAGCCGGAGACCUCCAGAAUCAGGAGUGGGUCCAGGACGCGGCCAGGCAGGCGCAGGCAGCGGCGGAGCAGGCGCAGAAGAGCAGCCAGGACCCGAAGCCGAAGAGAGAGAUUAAUGAGGAAUGGGCCAUGAUGAGGCCACUGCAACCUGCCAUUUUCUGA
This is a messenger RNA of Effrenium voratum, 807 nucleotides long. NCBI's taxonomy places the organism in Eukaryota, Dinophyceae, Suessiales, Symbiodiniaceae. The record is from the annotation of a GenBank genome assembly.